Saccostrea cuccullata (small rock oyster) is the source of this 1090-nucleotide messenger RNA. Its product is annotated as sporozoite surface protein 2-like. The coding region runs from base 81 to 1019 and encodes 312 amino acids. The transcript is spliced from 4 exons. The record is from RefSeq and is a predicted model, not a curated record. Lineage: Eukaryota; Metazoa; Mollusca; Bivalvia; Ostreida; Ostreidae.
CUCCUCAGAACGCAGGGGAUUUACUGAGCAAAUACAUUGACCUUUCAUUUGCCAAUAGUUCACCUUCGUCAUCAUUAACCAUGAAAGAAAAAGAAGGAAACCACCCGUGCAGUCCAAGAACAUCAACAAUUAAAGGAAAAAAGCCUUCUUUUUUAUUUCCCCAGGCUGGAAAGAUAAUUCCUGAUACCCCCGAAGGUAACGGACAUCUGCAAACCCCUAGAGACGACAUAAUUCAACGUACUCUGAAAGAUGAGAGAAAUCUACAUACCUUUGAAGACGACAGAAUUCCAAAUACACAUGUAGACAACAGAAUUCCAAAUACACCUGGAGAAAAUAGAAAUCCAAAUACACCUGUAGACAACAGAAUUCCAAAUUCUCCUGGAGACGACAGAAUUCCAAACAGAACUGAAGCCAACAGAAUAACAAAUUCACCUGGAGACGACAGAAUUCCAAACACAACUGAAGACAACAGAAUUCCAAAUACACAUGGAGACAACAGAAUUACACAUACCCCUGGAGUCAACAGAAUUCAAAAUACACAUGGAGACAACAGAAUUCCACAUACCCCUGGAGAAAACAAAAUUCCACAUACUCCUGGAGACAAUAGAACUCCACAUACCCCUGGAGACAACAAAAUUCCAAAUUCACCUGGAGACGACAGAAUUCCAAACACAACUGAAGACAACAGAAUUCCAAAUUCACCUGGAGACGACAGAAUUCCAAACACAACUGAAGACAACAGAAUUCCAAAUACACAUGGAGACGACAGAAUUCCAAACACAACUGAAGACAACAGAAUUCCAAAUACACAUGGAGACAACAGAAUUCCACAUACCGCUAGAGACAACAGAAUUCCAAAUACACAUGGAGACAACAGAAUUCCACAUACCCCUGAAGACAACAGAAUUCAAAAUACACAUAGAGACAACAGAAUUCCAAUUCCACCUGAAUAUAUAGGUAGAAAAUCAUUUAAAAAUACAAAAACUACAGUGCAAAGCUAUUUAUGUGCAAAACAUUAAAUUCAAACCUCUAACACUUCUUGCAAUAUAAGGCGUGACAGACGGACGGACAGCAGCUAUACAGAGAAAAG